CGGGGACAUUCCCUUCCCGGCAUCGAGGAUGGCGCGGCACACGGUCUCUCUCGGCAGCAUGGCAGAAUUGGCGCUCCUGGGCGCCCUUCUCUCCCUCUCGCCAGCCUAUUCGCUGGCGCUGGACGUCCAGAAGGAAAGCGAGACUCCGGCCAAGUGCAACCUGGCGGGCACGUGGGUGAACGAUCUGGGCUCCAAGAUGGUCAUCGCGACCACCAACGAGGACGGCCAGUUCUCGGGCUCCUACCUGACCGCCGUCUCCGCUGCCACCGACGCCACCAUCCGGGAGUCGCCUCUGCACGGCAGGCAGCACCACACCAACCAGCGCGCCCAGCCCACCUUCGGCUUCACCGUCAGCUGGUCCUUCUCCGACUCCAUCACCGUCUUCGCGGGGCAGUGCUUCGUGGACGAGAAGGGCGAGGAGACCCUGGAGACGAUGUGGCUGCUGCGGCAGGAGGUGGCGACGCACGCCGACGACUGGAAGGCCAACCGGGUUGGCAAGAACGUCUUUGUACGUGUCAAAUAAAAAGGAACCAGGAUCCGGA
Messenger RNA from Lacerta agilis (Sand lizard), 542 nucleotides. RefSeq names its product avidin-like. Bases 29 to 523 code for a protein of 164 amino acids. The transcript has 4 exons. Gene Ontology annotation, molecular function: biotin binding. Lineage: Eukaryota; Metazoa; Chordata; Lepidosauria; Squamata; Lacertidae. The record is from RefSeq and is a predicted model, not a curated record.